AUGAUCCGUCUACACGCCAAGGUGGAUCUGGAUCUGUGCAGUAAUGACUCUAUCAGGCCUGAUUUCCGAGGCCCCUGCUGCGGGACCCAGUCUAAGGGGAUGUUUGAAUGUGGCCCAGGAGGAGCUGGGGGUGCUCUGCUCUCGGAGAGGGUGAGGGCGGAUUGUCCACGCUCCGUGUCCUCACCCCUCCGGAUGGAGGGCUCAGUACAGGUGUCAAUCGUGUCGAUCGUCAACUACAUUGAUAUUCAAGUGGUUUUUGCUUCUCUUCCUCUGAUCCAGGGCCUGCCUCAGGAGGCGGGGCCCGGCCUGACAGGGUCAGAGACGGAGGGAGCGGUUGAGAAGCAGGGCCACUGCUGCCCUGGAGGUCGUGGGGUGCUAACCCGAGGGGGGCGAGUGUGUGGGCAGUGGGGGAGGGGGCUCUGA
This is a messenger RNA of Knipowitschia caucasica, 423 nucleotides long. NCBI's taxonomy places the organism in Eukaryota, Metazoa, Chordata, Actinopteri, Gobiiformes, Gobiidae. The record is from the annotation of a GenBank genome assembly.